AUGAAUGAGAAUAUUCCUGAAUUAAUAUUAAAAUAUGAAAGGAAAGAAAAGGAAAGAUUAAAAAAAAAAAAAAAAAAACGUAAAAUAUACAAUAUUAAUUAUAGUUUUAUAUAUCUUAUUUUUUUAUAUAAUAAAAAUAAUUUAAUCGAAAUUACAACAAAAAAUUUUGAUUCAUUAAAAGGUGAAAUUAUAGAAAUUAAAAAGAAUUCGAAUAAUAGCUUAAAAGGAAUUGUUUUAAUAAAUGUAAUAAAGAAUAAUCAGACUAAUUUUUUAUUUAAAAAAUUAUAUAUAUCUUUGUUAAAUAUCUAUACAUGUAUACCUAUCAAUAAUUGUUUAAAUAAUAAUAUAAAAGAAAGAAAUGUUUCCAAAGUUAUUCUUAAUGGAUAUAAAAAUUUAAUGCUUAAUGAGAUUUACGAAAAAUUUAAAAAAAUUGGGGGAUAA
This is a messenger RNA of Plasmodium relictum, 441 nucleotides long. Its product is annotated as conserved Plasmodium protein, unknown function. The record is from RefSeq and is a predicted model, not a curated record. Lineage: Eukaryota; Apicomplexa; Aconoidasida; Haemosporida; Plasmodiidae. The transcript has a single exon. The coding region runs from base 1 to 441 and encodes 146 amino acids.